Messenger RNA from Suillus subalutaceus, 2765 nucleotides. RefSeq lists its product as uncharacterized. Lineage: Eukaryota; Fungi; Basidiomycota; Agaricomycetes; Boletales; Suillaceae. The record is from RefSeq and is a predicted model, not a curated record. Gene Ontology annotation, biological process: potassium ion transmembrane transport; stabilization of membrane potential. Gene Ontology annotation, molecular function: potassium ion leak channel activity. The transcript has 8 exons. Gene Ontology annotation, cellular component: membrane. Bases 117 to 2639 code for a protein of 840 amino acids.
UUGCCUUUUGUGUGCUGCACAGGACAAUUGUUAUGACCGUCAACAGGUUGAUACAUAAGCACAUGCACUGACAGUGUAUCACCCCCCUACACAUCCAUGUAUCACCAGCAUCACUCAUGGCCUUACAGACUUUGAUAGCCCUCAUCUUUGCCUUUAGGUCUAUCCGGACAAGGGAAUCUGACCCAGAGAAGGGUCCGGAGACCCUCAGUGAAACUCCCAAUGUAGAAAGGCGCGCUCACAACAACGACGAAGGGGAUGCGGACGAGGAGAAAGACAUAGGCCAGGAAAUUCAUUUGGACGUGGACGCUGACAACGACAACAACGACUCACCCCCAGAUGAAUCUGUCUCAGGCCCGCAGUCCGACCUGCCUUCCCUCGAUUCUCCUGACAAACAUCCGUCGUUGUUUUCUCGGGCGAAGGCAUUCGUGUUUCCGCCGUCAUCGGACGACUUGUCCUACGUACCAAACUACCGGAUCGCUCCCCUUAUAACUGGCAUCGUGAUACCAUUCUCGAUCUUGCUCGAGAUUCCAGGGCUUACCGGGUACUGGUACAUCCGCACCGAGAAUUAUAAUACCGUCCAGACUCGUUCUAACCCAGUCUUAUUGGAUAUUGGCCUUGCAUUUAGUAUGACUUGCGCUGUCCUCGCUAAUAUAUGCAUCAUCCUAAGGUUUCUUGAGAAGCGGGUCAUGACAAUGACAGUAUUAUGUAUCGUGUUUUUGUCUAUCCACGACCUCAUUUUCACUCCCAAUUUCAAGACAAGCGGCAGUGGCCUCACCCGCAAGCAGCGCACGCUAAUGAUCAUGCUCAUAAUCCUAUUUGCCUACAUCGCAUUUGGCUCCUUAGUCAAUUCAUUCCUGCUCUCUCUGAGCUUUAUCAAUGCGCUUUACUUCACCGUGACGACAAUCGAAACCAUUGGCUUUGGCGACAUUGUGCCCAAUUCACUCGGAUCAAGAGUAUUCAUCUGCUUUUACGCUGCAUUUGGUAUUGUGAAUCUUGCCGUGGUGGUGGGUAUGGUACAAGAGACAGUGAGAGAAGGGCUACAAGUCGGUUAUUUACGUCGCCUACAUGAUAUUCGAGAACGACGACGUGCAUCACGGCGAAGAAGGAAUGCAGAAAAGCGAUGGCGUUCGGCAAUCAUUUGGAGAUUGCGAGACAAAGGUGCAACGGUGUGGGUUCGAAAACACCGUUCGACAUCUAACUCUCUUUGGGCCAAGGUGAAGAGAAGGUUUUUUAGCGCUACAGAAAAGAUUCCUCACCCUUUGGAUCAUUCUCGGGGAAAGCGUCUGAACCUCGAGGCGCUCACACAUCCAGAGUUGAAAGCGGCGGCGAUGGAGGCGGGCGUUCCACUUGAAACCUUGCUCCCACGACAGUUUUACGAAGUGCAGAUGCAGAACGAUAAUGACGACGACAAUACUGAUGACGUGGAGAUUGCGAGCACAUACCCCGCCUUGUCUGUCCCGCAUUCAGUGUAUGGUAUGAAUGUGCGGCGCGGUGGGCAUCGAAUGCUAACACACCAGCGGCUUGGUGCUAUGGCAGCGCUCCUAACGAGAUUUGCGAUUGGAGUUUCCCUGGAACACGAAGGACCUAUACUACAGGCCACUGUCGGCGGCGUCAAAAGUAGCGAAGACUGUGCUUCGAACAAUAAAGGUGGCUUGAGCGCCGGUGCAGACGGCUCAGUUGGAGGUGAAUAUAACACUGGAAGCUCUACGACAUUCGAAACAACCUCGAGCAGCGACGAUAUCAAUGUAAAUUUUGACUCGAUGGUCGCGAGCAAGGAGAAGUACGUUCUUCUGAUGCGCUCGUGCUUUGCAUGGACAUUGUUUGUUGUGUUCUGGUUGGUUGGCUCUGCAAUAUUUAGUCUCACCGAAGGCUGGUCAUAUGGCUCGUCUAUAUAUUUCUGUUUUAUUGCAUUCACAACUGUCGGGUAUGGUGACCCCGCUCCCAGAACGCCUGCAGGGCGAUCUGUGUUCGUCGUGUGGGCCCUGCUCGGCGUUGCCACAGUGACCAUACUGGUUUCUGUCGCCUCCGAGGCCUACUCGACGCGCUACAAGGCCAUGCUCCAAAGCGACUCUUUCGAGCGAGCCGUCACGACGUACCGCACUCGCACAAAAAAUAUGUAUAUGACGAGGACCCGGUCCCUGUCUCUGUCUGAACCUCAGCCUCCGAGUCAAGCCCAAAGCCCAACCCAGAUCCAGACUCAAUCGUUGACUCCAGCCUCUCCGAACGUCCGCUUCCAACCCCAUGUUCCCUCUUCAGGUCUCCGAAUACGCACUACAUCUCUUGAGCAGGACGACGAUGGGGGCGAGGGGAGCCAGCAACCACAAGACACAGAAAUGAACGCACCAGAUCCAAAUUUAUGUGCGCAGGACUUGCUCGAGACACUCCCGCGACACGUCUUAAACAAGGCGCGUUCAUUCCAGGAGUACAUGCGCUGUCUGGGGAACAGAGGCAGCGGUACGAACUCAUACGUGAAUGAGCAGCUGAAGGCACUCCUGGACGAUGUGGUUGGCGUGGAUGAUAUGAAGGAGAGUGCGAAAAUGGAUAUUUUGAGAGAUAAGGAUACCAAGCGGACGCUCGUCACGUUAAGCAUUGAGAGUGAGCCUUCAUUUUCUUGGGUCAUGCGAGGGUUAUCGAAUUGACUGUUUGAUGCAGAAUCGCUGAUGGAGCUUAUGACCAUUGCGGAGGAGGCGAUUGCAGCGAUGAAUGACCGUGACCGUGUCGCUGCGGCCUCGAGUCAGGGGCAGGAAGACGCUGAUGUUGAUGUU